AGCUAGCAAUAUCUCACACGAGGGAAUUUCGUAAUUUGCUCUUUAUAUUAAAUUAGAUUCAGUUGUCAUUCAAAAACUGGUUAUCAAUUCAAGAUUGAAAGUCAAUGGCAUCAACUUGUGAUCAGUUUGAACCAUGGAGAGACCUGAGAGGCAAAAUCGUGAUGAUUACCGGUGCAUCCUCCGGUCUUGGUCGGGAUUUUUCAAUUGAUUUAGCAAAAGCCGGUUGCAGGAUCAUUGCAGCUGCACGUCGAACAGAUCUCCUCCAAUCUCUAUGCGAUGAAAUUAACAAUAUGGAAUCAUCAAUCUCUGAUCAUAUUGAUGUUCAUGCUCAUGCAAACCAACGUCAAAUUGCAGUGGCUGUUGAGCUUGAUAUCUGUGCUGAUGGAUCUACCAUUGAAGCUUCUGUGCAAAAGGCUUGGGAGGCUUUUGGCCGGAUCGAUGUUCUGAUCAACAACGCCGGUAUUCGAGGUCCUGUACGAGGUGCAUUGGAUUUGUCAGAAGAAGAUUGGGAAAAAGCCUUUAAAACAAAUGUAACAGGAUCAUGGUUGGUAUCUAAGUAUGUUUGUCGUCAUAUGGUUGCUCUUAAUCAAGGAGGAUCCAUAAUCAAUAUGUCUUCUUGUGCUGGUCUUAAUCGUACUCAUGAAAAGGGAGCAGUUGCAUAUAUUUCUUCAAAAGCAGCGUUUAAUACCAUGACAAAAGUGAUGGCAAUGGAACUUGGAAAACACAAAAUAAGGGUAAACUCAAUAUGUCCCGGGAUUUUUAAAUCUGAGAUUACGGAGGAACUCUUGCAAAAGAAAUGGCUCAAGAAUGUGACUUCAAAAAUUGUGCCAUUGGGAGAUUUUGGCACUACGGACCCAGCCUUGACAUCCAUGGUUAGGUACCUAGUUCAUGGCUCGCCAGACUAUGUGACUGGUAACAUUUUCAUCAUUGAAGCUGGAUACACCUUAUCAACUGUACCACUUUAUUCAUCUCUUUGAACUUACUCUUGUUGUAAGAACUAUAUGCUAUGUUUGCAAUCAGAAUAAAGAUGACACGUGUGCUAAUUGAUAUACAAAAUCUUGUUAGCUUAAUUGCUAGUA
This is a messenger RNA of Lactuca sativa (garden lettuce), 1079 nucleotides long. RefSeq lists its product as uncharacterized. NCBI's taxonomy places the organism in Eukaryota, Viridiplantae, Streptophyta, Magnoliopsida, Asterales, Asteraceae. The record is from RefSeq and is a predicted model, not a curated record.